Messenger RNA from Rotaria sp. Silwood1, 1563 nucleotides. NCBI's taxonomy places the organism in Eukaryota, Metazoa, Rotifera, Eurotatoria, Philodinida, Philodinidae. The record is from the annotation of a GenBank genome assembly.
AUGUGGACUUUAAAUACUUUCUGGCUCAAUCAUUUACAAGGUACAUCAUUCUAUAAUGCCUAUCUACGUUUAUGUGGUUCUCGUAUUGGUCACCAUGCGAACAUUGACACAUCAUUUAUCGAUACACCAGAUCUUCUCGACGUAGGCGAUUCAACCUACGUUGGUGACGAAGCUGUUCUUUCUUCUCUUACCUAUUAUGAUCGUACCUUUAAACUGCAUACGAUUCGAAUCGGUUCGAACUGUUCAAUCGGUUGUCGAACUGUUCUGCAUAAUGGCGUCGAAAUCGAGGAACGAGUAGUGGUGAAAGCCAUGUCGCCUAUCACUGGUCAUAUUUCAAGUGGAUCGAUUAUCGACGGUCCAUCACAACAAAUUGAUAAAGAUCAAUCUGCAUCGGACAAUGAUAAUAAUGCACUCUCCAAAUCACAAGUAGUUUUUCAACUUAUUUCAAUUUUGGCUAUGUUAUCUGUUCACAUUUGUUUCUUCACAUUGAUUUUUUCGUGUCUACCAUCGAUAAUCCCAUUAUUCAUUCGUCUAGCCAUCGUUUGGCUCGCUUGGUCCGUUGGUCGCCUGAUAUUAUGUGUCGUUCUUCUCAAAAUUAUCAUUGGUGAAGCACAACCAGGUAUAUAUCCUCUGAACUCGUGGUAUUUUUUACGCAAACUAUGGCUUCGUCAACUUGUUGUUCGAUCGUUGGCAUUUUCAUUCGUAUCCCAUAUGGGUCCUUAUCAUCUUCUGUUUCCUCGUCUUUUUCAGUGGCUCGGUGCUCAAAUCGAUGAACCGAAUGACAUCCGCAUAUCUCAAGCGCAUUUUUUACUCGCUUUUCCGACGAAUCUUGUUCACAUCGAACAAGGAGUUACAGUAAAUGGAUUCGUUCUAUUUAUUCCGUUCAAUGUGACAAUAAAUGGCCAAUGUAAAGUAGAUCGCAUCCGACUCGGUCGCAAAGUUCAACUUGGCAAUCAUUGCACUGUUCAACCAGGAGCAAAUAUCGUUAAGCAAACGCUUGUUGGCACACUGACUCGUAUUGAUGAAGAGACGGAUGUUGUAACUGAUGAUGAUAGUGAUCGUAGUAGCGUUAUGCUUGGUAUUCCAGCUCGAUUGAUGCCUUUUCAACAACUUAGUCUACUGUCAAUGUCAACAAAUAAUAUUUCGCCAUCCAUUUACUCUGAUAUGGCGUGUACUAUUGGUAUUCGAUUUUUGGUCAAUGUAAUUCUAUCAUUUGUAUUGAUUUAUGAUCCGCUGUUACUAUUGAUCUAUUUUCUUGCGGCGGAACAUUUUAUUUCUGUAUUUUUCUAUGCAAUACCACGUGAACUCAGUUUGACUGAUCGUAUCAACCCCUGGCUAUAUCGAUUGACCACAGCUUUGACACUUGAUUUUUUUACUUUCAUCACCCCUCUUCUUGGUGGCACUCAAUGGUUGGUUAUUCUAUUGCGUCGUCUCAAAGCUAGUAUUGGUCAAGAUGUAGUCAUCGGUGAGAUCAAUGCAGUCGAGGAUUGGAAACAUGUCACUAUUGAAUCACAUGUUCGUGUGAGUGCAACGGCCAAAAUUCAGGUGAGAAAAUCUUGGUAA